AAGAAAAAGCCGCAAGAAAGUAUUCAAUCUUCAUUUAAUUAAUUAAUAACUAAAAUGUCGGAACCAGUUGAAAGCUCAGAAGUAAAGUCGCCAUCGUACGACUUGUCAAAGUUCCGGCUGAAGCGGAUAUUGACCAAUAACAGCGUCAGAAAGAGUAUAUCACUCCUCGGUACUUUUCCGGACCUAGGAACGGAGGAUGCCAUUGUUGUCUUUGAGAAGAAUGCCUACCGGGAGAGCGACGUGGCCACCGAAUCGCCAUCUGAGGAUUCGGAGUCUCCAAAGAAACCAAGUUAUUUUAGCGCGGAUCUGAAGGUGGACACUGAGUUUGUCAAUAACAUUUACGGCAGUUUUCAGGUUGUGCCCAGCAGAGAUCUAUGCGGAGUCAAGAGCACAGUGAUUUAUCCCGCCACCGAGAAGCACAUCGAGAAAUAUUCCGUGUGCCAGAAGUAUCUCAUUCGGGAGACUCCUGAUCUCUACCAAAAGAUAACACUUCCAUAUCUCACCUCAAGCCAGUUUUCCCUAGAGUGGGUCUACAACAUUCUGGAGCACAAACAGGAGAAGGAACGCAUCGUAUUUGAGGACAAGGAUCCGGAGACUGGCUUCAUACUGCUGCCCGAUCUCAAAUGGGACGGACGCAAUAUUGAAACCCUCUACCUGCUGGGCAUUGUUCACAAGCAUGACAUUAAAUCGCUGCGGGACUUAAACGGAAGCCACCUUGAUCUGCUGCGAAACCUACGACAGUCGUCGAAGGACGCAAUCCUCAAGCGCUACGGCGUCAAUCCCAACCAGCUUCGCAUGUACUUCCACUACCAGCCGUCCUUCUAUCACCUGCAUGUGCACAUAAAUCCGGUUCGGAACGAUGCCCCGGGCAUUUGGUGCGAGAAGUCUCACAUGCUGGACACGGUGAUUAACAACCUGGAACUCAUGCCAGACUACUACCAGAGAGCCACCUUGCCGUUUGUCCUGUACGAGGGCAACAAGCUGUUGGAUCUGUACGAGCACGAGCAGCCGAUUCGAGUGGUGCCAGUAUUGACUGAUGACAAGGAGCAGCCCGAAAAAGGGUCCACGGAUGCCGAACCAGCCGAUGGCUUCAGCGAUGAUGAGCAGGAGGAGAGGCAGUGCAAACGCAUUAAGCUGGCCACUCCGGAGCCCAAAGAGGUCGAAGCUACUGUUCAGGCGUGUGCUUAAGCUUACUUUCCAUAAGAUAAAAGGUGAAGAAAUGCAAGAGGAUCCUACCCAAAAAAGGGGUAUUGCUUAACGAUAGAGGUAAAAUAAUUGAACCUAUCAAUAUUCAUUGAAAUCAAAAUAAAGUAUGCAACAAAUUUUAA
Drosophila takahashii is the source of this 1328-nucleotide messenger RNA. It is a transcript of the gene Dcps, whose product is annotated as Decapping enzyme, scavenger. Gene Ontology annotation, cellular component: P-body; nucleus. Gene Ontology annotation, molecular function: hydrolase activity; RNA 7-methylguanosine cap binding. The record is from RefSeq and is a predicted model, not a curated record. NCBI's taxonomy places the organism in Eukaryota, Metazoa, Arthropoda, Insecta, Diptera, Drosophilidae. Gene Ontology annotation, biological process: deadenylation-dependent decapping of nuclear-transcribed mRNA.